This is a messenger RNA of Aspergillus wentii DTO 134E9, 648 nucleotides long. RefSeq names its product Bromodomain associated domain protein. Gene Ontology annotation, molecular function: protein heterodimerization activity. The record is from RefSeq and is a predicted model, not a curated record. Bases 1 to 648 code for a protein of 215 amino acids. The transcript has a single exon. NCBI's taxonomy places the organism in Eukaryota, Fungi, Ascomycota, Eurotiomycetes, Eurotiales, Aspergillaceae.
AUGUCUGCCUCGAAUCUUCACAACGCCCUCCUCCGCCCGCCUAUUAUUCAGAUCUUGCGUGCAGCUGGCUUUCAUGCGACGCGCCCCUCGGUGUUAGACACUCUAGCCGAUCUUACAGCACGAUACAUGAUGAUUCUGGCUUCAUCUGCUACUGCACACGCCGCUAACGCCCAUCCGAGCGAUCCAGUUCCGGCGCUGGAAGAUAUUUACCAAUCGCUACAAGAUGCAGGCGCGCUACGACCUCAGUUACGUGAGUGGGAGGAAGAAUGGGCAGCUGAAGAAGAUAUGCGAGGACUGGAAGGUUUCUUAGAAUGGUUCACAGGCCCUGCAAACCGCGAGAUUCGACGUAUUGCCGGGUUUGUGCCAAGUGAGGGCGAUAUGAUCGACACGGAGUCCCUCGAAAAGGAAGACUUCCUCACAUCGCUGAAGAAGAAGCAUAGCAAAACAGGAGAGGAAUCUCGAUAUGCAGGGACUGUGCUGGGGAAAAGUGCUGAGGAGCAUCCCAUUGUGAUUGAGGGCGGUGUGCCUAGUAUCCAGGAAUGGGGCACGCAGGUGCGAUCGAGAAUUCCAUAUUCUGCUGAAAGCGACUCGUCGGCAGUCAGCAGUGCCCCGAGCAAUCUGUCGGAUGUAGAAGGGAUGGACGUGUGA